AUGUCCUCCGACUCGACAGGGAAGUGUCUCGUCUGCGGUACAGCCACGAAGAGCCGCUGCUCUGCGUGCGUGAGGGCAGGAAUCCACCUCUUCUUCUGCUCGCCGGAACACCAGAAGUUCGUCUGGCCUGUGCACAGGUACUUCUGCGGGCCGGGAAAGGCGAAUCCUUGGACUUGGCCGGCUCUCACGCCUGACGAGGCGCGCGAGGCGCUCGAGAAGCUCGAUGUCGACCCGGGACCUUCAUUCGCCAGACCUCCAGUCGCAAACCCCGAGAUUGUCUUGCAAAGGUACCUGCUCCCGAUCAGCAAGCCGACACCUCUCGACAGCGCCUUGUCUUGCAUUGUGCGAUGGUUCCUCUGUUCUCUGCGUUUCCCUCCACCAAACCUCCCGCAACCGCAGCUGAAGGAGAUCCCUGUGCUCUUCCUAAUGGCGGUUGACGCUAUCUCGUUCAAAGUCGGGAUCAAGACGGAGGACUGGCGUACGCCUUUGCUGCACCGGCUUUCGGUUUUUGCCAGCUGGAAUCGCUCGCCCGACCGCGCGUACGAGGAUGCGAUCGCCGAACACGUUCACCCUGACAUCCUCAAGUACCUCGAAGAGGUUGUCUCGCCCGCAGACCCUCAAGCCGCUCGCGAAAUCCGCCACGCUUUCCUCUCCCUGACUGCGCCAGACCUCUUGGACACCUAG
Rhodotorula toruloides NP11 is the source of this 684-nucleotide messenger RNA. Its product is annotated as zinc finger, MYND-type protein. The coding region runs from base 1 to 684 and encodes 227 amino acids. NCBI's taxonomy places the organism in Eukaryota, Fungi, Basidiomycota, Microbotryomycetes, Sporidiobolales, Sporidiobolaceae. The transcript is spliced from 4 exons. The record is from RefSeq and is a predicted model, not a curated record.